GCAUUAGUUGUAGCUUCUCCCGAUUUGGCUAUAAAGGGAAGCUCUCCCGGCUACUGCUUUCCAUCAGCUUGAACUGCCGAGUGCCAGAGUAGGACCCAGAGCCGGUGACUAGAACCUUCCCGUUACCCGAUUUUUACGUUUUGUCGCGUGGAUUUACACCUUGAAAAUGAGUUCAGAUAGUAGAGCCAAGCCCGCUGGUAUUGCCAGGGACAUUGCUAACAAGAUUGACAAAAAGCGGGACCCGGCCGUAGAGCGCGAAACAUUAGAAUGGAUACAAGCCGUGCUGGGUGACUCGUACAAAAUUGACAUGGACAGACCGUAUGAAGAGGUUCUCCGGGACGGAGUCAUUCUCUGCAACUUAAUCAACGCCUUGGCCCCAGGGAGUGUGAAGAGAAUCCACACCAAGGGCGGGGCAUUCACUCUGAUGCAGAACAUUGAGGCAUUCCAGCAGGCACUGAAGCACUAUGGAGUCCCCGAGGAGGAUGUCUUCCAAACUGUAGAUCUCUGGGAGAAGAAAGAUAUAAGCCAGGUUACCAUGACUCUCAUGGCACUAGGACGCACAGCAAGACACCGUCCUGACUACAAGGGUCCAAUGUUUGGCCCAAAGAUGGCAGAACAUCAGUAAAAACUUGCAUCAUCUAACAUGGGAACAUUGUGCAAAAUAUAACUGAAACGAGGUGAAUUUUUUUUUCAAGUUACAUAAGAACUGGCCCGGAAAGACUUGCACUGAAAUACAAAAGUUGAAAGGUUCCAAGUUGCCUGAAGACAUUGCCAUAUUUGCAAUUUUAGUAUCAUCUUGAUUUUUCUUGACAUUCAGUGAUAAAAACUGAACUUGCCAUUCAGAGUCUGUCAAGAAUAAACAUUUGCUAUUUAAUCAUUUAAAUAUAUAUUUUAUGUUUCUUUGAAAAUGCAUAUCAUGCAAUUUCUGCUAUUUAUGGUUUUAUUUGUAGAUUUCUCUAUUCAAUAUUAUAUAUGUGAUAAUUUACUGACAUAUCUUAUAAUAGAUCAGGGAUAUAGGAAUAUUUUACUUCCUUCAAAACAACAAGCCAAACAGUGCUCUUUAGUGGUUGUGAAUCUUGGCUCCAUCUUUCCAUCAUACCAAUCCUUUCCUUUCUGCAAUGUGAAAAAAUGUGAUUAUUCAUUUCUUUGUAAGAACAAUUCCAACUGAUAACAGGCAAAAGUUUUCCUGCAUCUCUACCUCUAAUCUGUUUAAAGAGAAAAUUAAAUUUUCAACUUAUUUUUGAAUUAAAUGAUAACUUUGUUUGAGUGCUUGAGAGGCAACUACCUUGAACUUUUCUUUUUUAAAUGGUAUGACAUUAUUUAACAGAACAAGAAAUGCCUAAUAAAAUACAUAUUUCCCAAAUACCAACUACUCAAAAAUCAAUUUAUUCUCAUUUUGUUCUCAAGGCAAAAUGUGUAUCAAAUUUCUCAUUUUGAAAUAAAAAUCAACAACUCAAUUUCACUUGAUCCGAGAUGUGCUCUAAACAAAAAGUAAGCCUCCUGCAUCUUCCACAAGAAAUGUGUGGCUUGUUGUCUUCUCCCUGUGCUUGUCUUAACUGCUCUAGGGGCACGGUAUUAUUGUGUGAUAAAAAUGCAGUUCCUCAAACCAGAUCCAUACUCAAAUUCUUCCUUGUUUACAGACCUGCCCAAUCAUCAACUGUCAAUAGUGAAGAACGUGUGUAGAUUUAAUCCUAACAGGAUAUUUAUCAAAAAAUACAAUUUGAUAAAAUACAUAUUUCUCUGUUGCAGUUUCCUUCAAAAAAUAUUGAAAAAUGUGAUCCAGUGUUUUUAUUACAACUACGUAUUAGUAAUAAUGCUUGUGAUAGUAACUUCUGAAAUGAGGAAUAGCUUGCCUAUAUUUAUGCAAUAAAUGCU
This is a messenger RNA of Lingula anatina, 1875 nucleotides long. Its product is annotated as myophilin. Gene Ontology annotation, biological process: actomyosin structure organization; actin filament organization. Gene Ontology annotation, molecular function: actin filament binding. Gene Ontology annotation, cellular component: actin cytoskeleton. The record is from RefSeq and is a predicted model, not a curated record. NCBI's taxonomy places the organism in Eukaryota, Metazoa, Brachiopoda, Lingulata, Lingulida, Lingulidae.